Molecule: messenger RNA, 3146 nt
Organism: Cricetulus griseus (Chinese hamster)
Lineage: Eukaryota; Metazoa; Chordata; Mammalia; Rodentia; Cricetidae
Source: RefSeq, a predicted model, not a curated record
UCGGGGCUGGACGGGUGCCUGUCCGGGUCAGUCCCGGACGGGUUGUCGCGCGCAUGGCCGUGUGGGUGUUUGGGGGCCGCCUUGGCCUGCGCCGUCAUCUCGACGUCUGCAGGCUGCUGUGUCCCCGUUUUCAGAGCCGCGGCCCUCAGAGCGAGGAAGACGGGAACAGGCCUAAGUCCUCCUCGAAGGCACACAAGAUCCCCAAGAUUUACACCAAAACGGGAGACAAAGGGUUUUCCAGCACCUUCACAGGAGAACGGAGACCUAAAGAUGACCAAGUAUUUGAGGCUGUGGGAACUACAGAUGAAUUAAGUUCAGCUAUUGGGUUUGCCAUGGAGUUGAUCACAGAAAAGGGCCACACAUUUGCCAAAGAGCUUCAGAAAAUCCAGUGCACGCUACAGGACGUCGGCUCCGCCCUGGCCACUCCACGAUCCUCAGCCAGAGAGGCUCACUUAAAAUACACGACCUUCAAGGAAGGGCCUAUUGUGGAGCUGGAACAGUGGAUUGACAAGUACUCCAGCCAGCUGCCCCCACUCACGGCUUUCAUUCUACCUUCUGGGGGCAAGAGCAGCUCAGCGCUGCACUUCUGCCGGGCCGUGUGCCGCCGAGCCGAACGACGACUAGAGGCUGACAGCCCUGCUCAUGAAGGAACCAAGACCACGCUUGUUGGCACAAAGGCCAGCCUACCCUCAGCUUACCUGCUGUGCCUCCUCCUUCACUGGCCAGGCCAUGUCAUGUCUGUUCAAGUGUGGUGCCUCUUGUCCAAAUGGGAGAAACGGAUGCAAAUGUGGCCAAGUUUUUAAACAGACUCAGCGAUUACCUCUUCACCAUAGCCAGAUAUGCAGCCAUGAAGGAGGGCAGCCAAGAAAAAAUAUACAAGAAGAGUGAUGAAUGAGACAUGAAGACAUGGUGAGGGGGCUCCAUGGGCCCCUCUGGAGAGACCAUGGUAAACUUGAGAACAGCUCACACUAAGAGACUGGAAGUGAGCCUGAGGUAUAAACUCCCAUGGGACCUCUCAGACUCCUGCUGGCUCCCCCAGGUUGUGCUAGAGCACUUGGGACUGGUUCCGUACUCUGUGGUGGAAAGGAACACUGAAGGCUACGAAGAGGAGGGGCCACUCUGCAUUGGGAAUGAAUGUGGGGAAGGUUUGAAGCGCCAACUGUGUGUGUGUGUGUGUGUGUGUGUGUGUGUGUGUGUGAGAGAGAGAGAGAGAGCGAGAGAGAGAGAGAGAGCGAGAGCGAGUGUGUGUAUGGGGGGUGGUGGAGAGGGAAAGGCUGCUGCCAACUCUGGCUGUUCAAGGAUUUGGAAUGUACCAGCGACCCUUGGAAAUGUAAUUGUGAUUUACCUGUGCCAAUGGGGCUUUAAAUGUCACAUUUAUAAAGGGGAAGGCAGGCAGGCUUGAGGAGUUUAGUCACCUCUGAGCUGCCCAUCACUGCCACAGUGUAGGGGAAAGACAGCUGCAGGUCCACAGGGGUGCAACUUGGAGAAUCCUCUCCAUCAGGGCAGGAGGUGGGCGGCCCUCCCCACCACAGCAGCCGUAGAAGUGAGGUUUUCAGGCUGUCACUGAGCCCUCCGAUGUCACACUUGGCUGGUUUAUGCUUCUGUGGUCCACACGACGGCUGUGUUUUAUUCCACUUGUCACUGCUGCUGCUUCUCACUAUGAAAUGACAUCGCCAGUGGCAGCUGUGUCCUUGGGAAGAGGGAUAUUUAUGAAAGGCUGGAGGCAGCCCCGAGAACCUGAGGAUUCCAUGCCUCAUGGUAGGUGGAGACUUUGGAAGCACAGGUCAGAGACACCUGGGGACUCACCUCCAGGAUCUCUUCCCUGUGUACCUGUUUGGCACGCCUUCCAUGCUAGGUGUGGAUGGACUGGCCUAGCUGUCUUCCUUGUUGGUCAGUCAGCAAGCAUUUGACUUCAGCCAAGUGUCCUCCCCACCUUCCUGCUGAUGUUCCUGGUAGACAGCUCCAUGUGUAUCUUCUGGGCCCUUUCAGGGGUAGAUACCCAGGAAGGAGGAGCACCGGAAGUCCAGUGCCACUGUGCCACCAUAGUGAGGCACAGAUUGGAUACAGAGUUGGUGAUGUGUGUGCAGGCCAGAAAUGAAACAGGAGUGCAAGCUCAAUGCCUAAGCAUCAUGCUGUUCCGGGCCUGGCCGAGAAACCGUGUUCCAAGAGCUUGCAGCAGCUUCUCCACUCUGCCUACAGCCAUGGGUCCUCCUAAAAGGACAGGAUGGACUCAAGAAAAUAGCAACCUACACCCCUGGCCCACGUCCUGCCUGCUUUCAACAAUCCACCAGGGUUUGGGGCUCUUACAGGGUAGAUCUCAACAUUCAGGCUCCAGGCAUUGCCUACCUAGCCUUGUACACACUACCCACAAUCCCCAUGGGGUGAUUCCCACUGCACGCUAACACAGCUGCAGAACUGUUUAUUUAAAUUAUAACCAUUUAUCAUUGAUCUCUCCCUUUUUGCAUAAUUCACCCCUUGAAAAUUUUGCAGGAAGCCUCCUGUCUUAUUUUUUUUUAAUUUUGUAAAUAGCUGUUUUACUGAUAUUACAAUCCACCUACCAUAAAAUUCUUUUUAAAAUGGACAGUCUGGUGGGUUUUCUGAUACUGUCCACUUUUCACCACCCCAUAACUCGCACCCAAGAAACUGCCCCCUAAUUCAGGACAGGCUCAUCAGAACAGUAUUCACCAUUGUUACUAGAGGCAAGCCUUCAGCAGUGCUGGGGCUACAGAAGGGAAACUGAGGCUCAGAACUGGCCUAGGCUGUGGUCUCAUGACCCCCACUCCCAAGCCCAGCAGCACUUGACAGUCAUUUUAAUCACAACCCCGGGCUGUCGGCCAGUGUCAGGCACUAAUAGGUCUGCCGUCACAUUCUCAGCUGACUUUCCCUUAACUGAUACUUCACGGCUGUUGUUAAUGUGCAUUUUCCACUGAGUAAUUUCCAGAGCCUGAACUUGUAGCACAUCCCAGUGAUAAAUGUCCCCCAGUUCCAAGUCCCCUGUCAGCUGCAAUGUCACCCAUACCUCCUCCCCAGCACCUCCCGACAGCCCAUCCAGUUUUAUGAUCCCUCUGUCCCAGUGAUCACGACUGAACCUUUAAGAAUCCAGACGUAUUUCAAGUUUAAUUGAAUAAAAUUCUUUGUCUAAUAAA